This is a messenger RNA of Osmerus eperlanus (European smelt), 3161 nucleotides long. RefSeq names its product serine threonine kinase 39 (gene stk39). Gene Ontology annotation, cellular component: cytoplasm. Bases 241 to 1758 code for a protein of 505 amino acids. Lineage: Eukaryota; Metazoa; Chordata; Actinopteri; Osmeriformes; Osmeridae. Gene Ontology annotation, biological process: protein phosphorylation. The transcript is spliced from 18 exons. The record is from RefSeq and is a predicted model, not a curated record. Gene Ontology annotation, molecular function: protein serine/threonine kinase activity; ATP binding.
CACGAAAAAAAGGACGAGAAUCGCAUGUUUAUUAUGGUACAUGUUUAAUCGCACGCGGUUGAUGAAAACUAUGCGGAGAACGUGGAGAUGGGAAAGUUCCUCAGAGGAUCCGUUAUUUUCCGGGUAUUUCAUCAUGGGGCGUAGUGAUUCCCUGCAGCGGCAGCUGACACUUCUGUAGUCAGGAGGUGAGGGGAAAUUUUACAGUGUGAGGUCGCUAAGUAGCUCGACGGCAGCAGCAUCAUGGCGGAGCAAGGCGAAUCUCCGGCUGCUGUCCAAAAUCCGCAACCACUGCUGACAACGAGCUGGCCAAUUACCAGGGAGUCUUACGAGUUGCAGGAAGUCAUAGGCAGCGGGGCCACAGCCGUAGUCCAGGCUGCUCUCUGCAGUCCCAGACAGGAGCGAGUAGCCAUCAAGAGGAUUAACCUGGAGAAAUGCCAGACCAGCAUGGAUGAGCUGCUGAAAGAGAUCCAGGCGAUGAGCCAGUGCCACCACCCUAACGUGGUCACCUACUACACCUCGUUUGUGGUGAAGGAUGAACUCUGGCUGGUCAUGAAGCUCUUGAGUGGAGGAUCCAUGCUGGAUAUAAUUAAGCACACCAGCAAAGAGGAGCACCGAAACGGGGUGUUAGAUGAAAUCCUAAUUGCCACCAUCUUAAAAGAGGUUCUGGAAGGGCUGGAUUACCUGCACAGAAACGGCCAGAUCCACAGGGAUGUGAAGGCUGGGAACAUCCUGUUAGGAGAGGACGGUUCUGUUCAGAUUGCAGACUUCGGGGUGAGUGCCUUUCUGGCAACCGGAGGAGACAUGACCAGGAACAAAGUUCGCAAGACGUUUGUGGGCACGCCAUGUUGGAUGGCCCCGGAGGUCAUGGAGCAGGUACGAGGCUACGACUUCAAAGCCGACGUUUGGAGUUUUGGCAUCACGGCUAUCGAGUUGGCCACCGGCUCCGCACCCUACCACCGCUACCCUCCCAUGAAAGUCUUAAUGCUCACCUUACAGAACGACCCUCCCACCUUAGACACCGGUGUGGAAGACAAAGAGCUACUGAAGAAAUACGGCAAAUCCUUUAGGAAGCUGAUAACGCUGUGCCUUCAGAAGGAGCCUGCCAAGAGGCCGACAGCAGCAGAACUUUUGAAAUGUAAAUUCUUCCAAAAGGCCAAGAACCGAGAAUAUCUGAUCGAAAAGCUGUUGUGUCGAGCUCCCAAGAUCGCCCAGAGAGCGAAGAAGGUCAGAAGAGUUCCUGGCUCCAGCGGUCAUCUCCACAAGACCGAGGAUGGGGACUGGGAGUGGAGCGACGACGAGCUGGACGAGGGGAGCGAGGAGGGCAAAGCUGCUGUGAACCAGGGCAGGUCACGAAGGGUCAGAGACGAGAUCCAAGACAAUGAGGAGAGUGCCAACAGGGUUCCUAUUGAAGGCCUUUCAAUUCAGCAUCCCCAGGUUCAGCCGUUUGAGAACGCGUCCUACAUCCAAGGUGCGGUGAACAUGGUCCUGAGACUGAGGAACCUGAGGAAGGAGCUGAACGACAUCCGGUUUGAGUUUACUCCUGGGAGAGACACUGCUGACGGGGUCUCCCAGGAGCUGGUCUCUGCUGGGCUCGUCAACGGCCUGGAUGUUGUCGUCGUUGCUGCUAACCUUCAGAAGAUUGUAGACGACCCCGCUACCUACAGAGUGUUGACCUUUAGACUGGUGUCCGGGUGCGACGACACGGAGAUCCCAGACGAGAUGAAGCUGAUGGGGUUCGCCCAGCUGAGUGUGUGCUGAUGGUCCUGCUCAGGGCCUGCUCAGGGCCUGGCCGUACGCAGAGUAGCAGGUGAGGAGACAGACUGAGGAACACCUUCGAACCCCCCCCCCACCCCCCUCCCUCCCCCCACGCACACACCUGCCAUCCCCUCUCACUUGUCCUAAUGCCAGGCACCCCCCCCCCACACACACACACACACACACACACACACACACACACACACACACACACACACCCCUCGAGCGUCCUGCCGUCUCCCUCACCACCCUCUCACCACAUUCCACCGCCAGGCACACUCCCCAGACCGUGGAACUAACGAUGCUCUCAGGUGGUUAUAGCUGGUUAUAGGUGGUUAUAGGUGGUUAUAACUGGUUAUAGCUGGUUAUAGCUGGUUAAAGCUGGUUAUUUAAAAGUGUCUUAGGAUUACUCUUGUUGUUUAUUUAAAAAAAAGAAUUUUUAUUUGUGUUCUACUCUUCCUGUUUCCAUGGUGGUCAAAAAGAUGAGAUUCUUCCCACCUUGCUUGACAGACCCACUCAUUAUAAUAUGAAAAGGAUCCCUGUAGGUGUGUGUAAUGUACUCCUCAUUCAGAAUGUAAAUUGUAUUUUAUUUAUGGGAAAAAGCACAUUGAACAUUUUCCUGAUGAGAUAAUUAAUGUGUAAACGGAGAAGGAACUGUACUGUGUAUAGGUUUGUGUUAGCCAGUGAAACGAAGGGAGCCGUGUUCAGUGAAUGUGCAGCAGAAAAGGGACCUAGAAUCUGCCGUGUGUAAUCAGCUGCUUAUUCAGACCACAGUGUUGAUGCUUCAAUAUGCUCUAGGUGCCUUGUUCAUCUAUCUGUGCCUAAGAACUUAGGUAAUGAGUGAGACCUUCAACAAACAGAACUUGUUCAUGUUUGUGUUGAACCCAUUUCACAAACAUAAAUACAAAGCAAUGAUACUUUGGUUGUAUUUUACAUUUACAUUUACAUUUAGUUAUUUAGCAGACGCUCUUAUCCAGAGCGACUUACAGUAAGUACAGGGACAUUCUCCCCAAGGCAAGUAGGGUGAAGUGCCUUGCCCAAGGACACAACGUCAUUUGGCACGGCCAGGAAUCGAACUGGCAACCUUCAGAUUACUAGCCCGCUUCCCUCACCGCUCAGCCACCUGACGCCAUAGGUUUCCUCUCAAGUUGAUAGUCAUCCUGUAAAGACAAGCUACAAUGCACUUUGGGGUUAAGUAUAUGCAUCUGACAAACCAAUGCUUUGCCCUUGGAGACCCACUCUAGGAAUAGUAAUGACAGUUCAACCUGUAUGCUUGUCAUCAGACAAGGUCAUGUGAACCAUAAAUCAAUCCGUAAUCCUGUAAAAUGCUUUGAUUGAUGCGUAAAAAAAAAGAGCAAAAUUUACUGGAUAAACUGUAAAUGUUCACUUUCAUGCUCUGUCUUAAC